This is a messenger RNA of Torulaspora globosa, 594 nucleotides long. RefSeq names its product TRAPP complex core subunit BET3 (gene BET3). Gene Ontology annotation, cellular component: cis-Golgi network membrane; cytosol; TRAPP complex. NCBI's taxonomy places the organism in Eukaryota, Fungi, Ascomycota, Saccharomycetes, Saccharomycetales, Saccharomycetaceae. The record is from RefSeq and is a predicted model, not a curated record. The transcript has a single exon. Gene Ontology annotation, biological process: endoplasmic reticulum to Golgi vesicle-mediated transport; intra-Golgi vesicle-mediated transport. Bases 1 to 594 code for a protein of 197 amino acids.
AUGUCAUCCACACCAUCCACUAGUGGCCAUUCAAAAUCUCUUAGACUUGCUGGCGAGGACAUCUGGAAGAAUAAGACCGAGAAAGUCAAUGGCGAACUGUUCACGCUAAUGUAUGGGGCAAUUGUCUCGCAAUUGUGCAAGGAUUAUCAACGAUGUUUCCCAAAGGUAAAUGACCAGUUGUAUACGAUGGGCUACAACAUUGGAGUGAGGCUGAUCGAAGACUUUCUGGCUAGAACGGCGCUGCCACGCUGUGAAAAUAUGGUAAGGACUAGCGAAGUAAUCAGCAAAUGUGCUUUUAAGAUCUUUUUGAACAUCACUCCUCAAGUUGCAAAUUGGUCGGCUGACAAGAUCGCAUUUUCGCUAGUGCUGGUUGAAAAUCCAUUGAGCGACUUUGUUGAGCUUCCCAUGGAUGCGAUGAAGCAACUGUGGUACUCUAAUGUGUUGUGUGGAGUUCUCAAGGGUGCACUUGAGAUGGUGCAACUUGAUUGUGAUGUAUGGUUUAUCUCGGAUGUAUUAAAAGGCGACCCACAGACAGAGAUUAGGGUGAAACUGAAUAAAGUUCUUAAGGACGAGAUUCCUAUUGGUGAGGAUUAG